AUGAAACUUGGAGUUAUUCUAGGAAGCUCUUUUCUUCGCUCUUCUGCUUUUGAGAAUUUUAAUACCCACUCUAUAACUACAGAUUAUGGAAAUGUGCAAACCCUUGAGGGAGUGAUUGGAGAGGUUCCUAUUACCAUUAUUCGAAGGCACCAAUUUGAUGUAAAUAAGAAAUACGUGCCUCCCCAUGAAAUCAACUACAAAGCAAUGAUUGCCGCUUUCAAGCAGGUCGGAUGUGACAAAAUCAUCGGCUUCUAUUCCGUUGGCUCAUUGAAAGAAUCGAUUCCUCUGAGCUCGAUUAUUGUUCCUGACGACUAUGCGUAUCUUGGCUGUCCUCCCUAUUUUAGUUCGGAUCAUUCUUGUCACUUCGUUCCCUCAGCGUUGGAUGAGGAGAUGCGUAGAUCUGUAAUUCAAAUUCUGAAGGAAGAUGGAUUGAAUCCUGUCUGUGAAGGAACCUACUUUCAAACUGUGGGACCUCGUUUUGAAACAAAAGCAGAAAUCCGCCUAUACAAGGACUACUUUGAAGUAGUUGGAAUGACUGGAGCGAGUGAAGCGACCCUUUCUCAAGAAUUAGGCAUCCCCUUUUGUAUGGUUGGAAUUAUCGACAAUAUGUGCCAUGGACUGGGAGCUCCAUUAUCGAUUGAGGUAAAAAUUGAGUUGAAUUGCAAAUUAGUCCUUCAAUGCUCUGCAAGACAAGAAUUCUCAGCGGUUUGA
This is a messenger RNA of Blastocystis hominis, 711 nucleotides long. RefSeq lists its product as hypothetical. Gene Ontology annotation, biological process: nucleoside metabolic process. Bases 1 to 711 code for a protein of 236 amino acids. The transcript has 3 exons. The record is from RefSeq and is a predicted model, not a curated record. Gene Ontology annotation, cellular component: cytosol. Gene Ontology annotation, molecular function: S-methyl-5-thioadenosine phosphorylase activity. NCBI's taxonomy places the organism in Eukaryota, Bigyra, Opalinata, Blastocystidae.